Grus americana (Whooping crane) is the source of this 1077-nucleotide messenger RNA. It is a transcript of the gene CATSPER3, whose product is annotated as cation channel sperm associated 3. Gene Ontology annotation, molecular function: monoatomic ion channel activity. Bases 1 to 1077 code for a protein of 358 amino acids. The record is from RefSeq and is a predicted model, not a curated record. NCBI's taxonomy places the organism in Eukaryota, Metazoa, Chordata, Aves, Gruiformes, Gruidae. The transcript is spliced from 7 exons. Gene Ontology annotation, cellular component: membrane. Gene Ontology annotation, biological process: monoatomic ion transport; transmembrane transport.
AUGCCCUGCAAGCAGCUCUGGGUGCGGAGCUCCCGGGAGAUUGACACCUCCGAAAUGCCUGAGCGCAUUAGUCGAAUGACACCAGCGGCGCAGCCACCGGCUACUGAGAAGAGACAGGACGCCAAGCUCCGUGCCUCCCUGCACAGGCUGCUGGGCAGCCGCAAAUUCACAGCGCUUGUGAGCUGCAUCGUCUCCAUCAACGUCAGCUCCUCGGCUGUGGAGACCAACUACCGCUGCCGGCUGUGCUGGGGCACCUUGUUUGAGGUCACAGAUGCCUUCUUCAUCGCUGUUUACACCACCAAGCUUUUGCUGAAGGUGUACGUGGCUCCCAUCACCUACUGGAAGAGCGGCUACAACAUCUUGGAUGCCACCAUCCUCCUCAUCACCUUCCUCCCGCACGUCUUGCCUGUGGACACCACCACGUGCACCCACCUGGAGGGGACAAACCAAAGAUCUCCAGACCCUUCGCGUACUCAAGCUCAUCAAGUACAGCAGCGGGAUGAGGAGACUCUUGGCGAGAUGGUGCAGACAGUGAUGUAUGCCCUCACCCUGCUGUUCCUGCUGACGUUUGUGUUUGCUGGUUUGGGACAUGGAUGGUAUGGAGAUCCCAGAACUGGAGACACCGGAAACUGGGGCAGCUUGAAAGCUGCCCUCUUCAUGCUCUUCAGUUUAAUAACCGAAAGUACAGUUGAUGGUUGGACAGACUUACAGUGCGAGAUGGAUCAUUAUGGGUUUACAAGCAGCCACGUGUUCAUAGUUGUGUUCAUCUUGUUGGGCAACUUCGUCUUCUUCAAUAUGUUGAUUGCACUUGACUUGACUCAGAAGUACGAACAGGACUGCAAAGCAGUGAAGGCGGCUGCUGUUUGGGCCAAGAAACAGAAGAUCCUGAAAAAACAGGGGAAGAAUGUGAGCGACCUAGUCACGCUCGAGCAGCACAAAAUCACUCAAGGUGAAGAUUUCAGUGAGCUGCUGGAUGAUAUCAAAAAGACUUUGUGCCACUCUGAUAUCAUCAUUAUGGAGAGAUUUUACUUCACCAUCCCAUUUAUUGAUCUGUAUUUGCCGUUCCUGGACCUCUAG